AUGCAGGACAUUGCAGCUGCGAUCAACAUGAUCCAAUUCUACACUGGCGUGCAGGCCUCCAUCAAGGGGAGGAACGUGUAUUGCCAGUUCUCCUCGCAUCAGGUCCUCACGCCCAACGAGAAUCCGGGCAGGACACACCAGGAGGGUGCCCCUAACCGCAUAAUCCUAGUCACAAUCCACAACCCGCUGUAUCCAAUCAACGUGGAUGUGCUUCACCAAGUCUUUUCUCCCCAUGGCUUUGUUGAGAAGAUCGUCACUUUCCAGAAAGCUGCUGGGCUGCAGGCGCUGGUGCAGUACAACAACCAGGCGAGCGCGGCCGCCGCCAAGACCAACCUGCAGGGCCGCAACAUCUACGACGGCUGCUGCACGCUCGACAUCCAGUUCUCCAAUUUGAGCGAGCUACAGGUGCAUUACAACAACGAGCGCACCAGAGACUAUGUCAACCAGCUGCCGGAUCAGCCGGGCAAGGCACCCAUGAUGCAGACGUCACUGUUUGGCGAGGGCGGGAAUGUGUAUGGCGCCAUGCCCGGGCAGCGGCCGGGUGUGUUUCCGGGACAGAUGGGGCAAAUGGGGCAGAUGGGGCAGAUGGGACAGAUGGGGCAGCCGGGCAUGCCCCAGCCGGGCAUGGGCGGCCUCAACGCAUAUGGGAACCCCGGCAUGGCAGCAGCAGCGGCGGCGCAGAUGUUCGGGGGCAACCUGCCGCCGGGUGUGACGGGCACCAACGACCGCUGCACACUGCUCAUCUCCAACAUCCACCAUGAGGUGGUGGAUGCAGACAAGCUGUUCAACCUGGUGUCCAACUACGGCAACGUGGUGCGAAUCAAGUUCCUGCACAACAAGCCCGACCAUGCCCUCGUGCAGCUCGCUGAUGGGCUGCAGGCCGAGCUCGCCGUCACUUAUCUCAAGGGUGCUGCCGUGUUUGGGAAGCGGCUGGAGGUGAACUAUUCCAAGUACCCGUCCAUCAACCCUUCAGCCGACACUAAAGACUACUCCACGUCCAACCUGAACCGCUUCGGCCGCAACGCGCCCAAGAACUACCGCCACUGCUGCGCGCCCACGCGCAUGCUGCACUGCAGCAACCUGCCAGCUGACGCCAGCACUGACAUGGUGGUAGAGCACAUGGCCCCGCACGGGCCCGUGCUGGGGUCUAAGGUGAUCGACAAGGACGGGAAGAAGCAGGUGCUCGUGCUGUUCGAAACGGUGGAGGCGGCCACUGAUGCGCUCGUGGCAAAGCAUGCCACGCCCAUCGGUGGGCAGGUGAUUGACAAGGACGGGAAGAAGCAGGUGGUGCUGCUGUUUGAAACGGUGGAGGCGGCCACUGAUGCGCUUGUGGUGAAGCAUGCCACGCCCAUCGGUGGGCAGGUUAUCCGGCUCGCCUUUUCCAAGAGCCAAAAUCUGUAG
Closterium sp. NIES-65 is the source of this 1401-nucleotide messenger RNA. NCBI's taxonomy places the organism in Eukaryota, Viridiplantae, Streptophyta, Zygnematophyceae, Desmidiales, Closteriaceae. The record is from the annotation of a GenBank genome assembly.